Molecule: messenger RNA, 960 nt
Organism: Tinamus guttatus (white-throated tinamou)
Lineage: Eukaryota; Metazoa; Chordata; Aves; Tinamiformes; Tinamidae
Source: RefSeq, a predicted model, not a curated record
AUGCCCAACAGCACCUCCUUCAGUGAGUUCCUCCUCCUGGCAUUUGCAGGCACAUGGGAACUGCAGCUCUUGCACUUUUCGCUCUUCCUGGGCAUCUACCUGGCUGCCCUCCUGGCCAACGGCCUCAUCAUCACAGCCAUAGCCUGCAGCCGCCUCCUCCACACCCCCAUGUACUUCUUCCUCCUCAACCUCUCCCUCCUUGACCUUGCAUCCAUCUCCACCACUGUUCCCAAAUCCAUGCACAAUUCCCUCUGGAACACCAGAGACAUUUCCUACUUAGGAUGUGCUGCCCAGGUGUUUUUCUUCUUUUUCUUAUAUUCAGCAGAGUUUUCUCUCCUCACAGUCAUGGCCUAUGACCGCUACGUUGCCAUCUGCAGACCCCUGCACUACGGGACCAUCAUGGACGGCAGAGCUUGUGUCAAAAUGGCAGCAGCUGCCUGGGCCAGUGGCUUUCUCAAUGCUUUCCUGCACGCUGGGAACACAUUCUCACUACCCCUUUGCCAAGGCAAUGUGGUGGAGCAGUUCUUCUGUGAAAUCCCCCAGAUCCUCAAGCUCUCUUGCUCAGACUCCUACCUCAGCGAAAUUGGGCUUCUUAUGUUUAGUGGCUGUUUAUCAUUGGGAUGUUUCAUUUUCAUUGUGGUGUCCUACAUGCAGAUCUUCGCUGCUGUGCUGAGGAUCCUCUCUGAGCAGGGCCAGCACAAAGCCUUUUCCAUGUGCUUCCCUCACCUGGCUGUGGUCUCCCUGUUUCUUUGCACCUCAUUUGUUGCCUACUUGAAGCCCCCCUCCAUCUUCUCCGCAGCUCUGGAUCUGGUUGUGGCUGUUCUGUAUGUGGUGGUGCCUCCAGCAGUGAAUCCCCUCAUUUACAGCGUGAGGAAUAAAGACCUCAAGGUUGUCUUGAGGAAAGUGAUUUCAUGUAGAUUUUUCAGUAGUGGUAGUAUUGCCUUUGGCCCCCCAAAAUGA